This is a messenger RNA of Sesamum indicum (sesame), 758 nucleotides long. RefSeq names its product small ribosomal subunit protein uS13z/uS13y/uS13x. Gene Ontology annotation, molecular function: RNA binding; structural constituent of ribosome. Gene Ontology annotation, biological process: translation. Lineage: Eukaryota; Viridiplantae; Streptophyta; Magnoliopsida; Lamiales; Pedaliaceae. Gene Ontology annotation, cellular component: cytosol; ribosome; small ribosomal subunit. The record is from RefSeq and is a predicted model, not a curated record.
GUGCAAUUUUCCACUUUCACGCUACUAUAAAAUAUAAACCACGGAUUAGGGUUUGAGAUCUCUCAUACUGAGUGAAAGCAGAGCAGCCGUCGAAGACCACAGCAUUCUCCGCUGCUCGAUUCCAAACCCUAGCCAUGUCGUUGGUGGCCAAUGAAGAUUUCCAGCACAUUCUGCGUGUGCAGAACACAAACGUAGAUGGGAAGCAGAAGAUCAUGUUCGCCUUGACCUCCAUCAAGGGUAUUGGGCGCCGUUUCGCCAACAUCGUCUGUAAGAAAGCCGACAUCGAUAUGAAUAAGAGGGCUGGUGAACUGUCGAAUGCUGAAAUUGACAGCUUGAUGGUUAUUGUGGCAAAUCCCCGCCAGUUCAAAAUUCCUGACUGGUUUCUGAAUAGGAAGAAAGACUAUAAGGAUGGGAAAUUUUCUCAGGUGACAUCAAAUGCUCUGGACAUGAAGCUCAGGGAUGAUCUUGAGCGAUUGAAGAAGAUCAGGAACCAUCGUGGACUCCGUCACUACUGGGGCCUUCGUGUGCGUGGACAACACACCAAGACUACUGGUCGUAGGGGAAAGACUGUUGGUGUGUCCAAGAAGCGAUGAGCGUAAACUUCUAUGUUGGUUUUAUGGAUAAUUUUGUUUGUUUUAGGCUACCCAAAUCUAAGAGGUUACAUGUACUGAGUUUUAUUAUCUCUGUUUGUGACUUUUGAAGUUUGAACUCCACUGUUAAUUUUUAUCUUGAAUAUUGAAGACUCAAUUCGUUUGGAA